AUGGCAGGCAAGCCUGAAUGCAGGACUCGCUUUGAGGAUUGUCAAGCAUGGUGCAUGAUGAACCAAUUUGGAGAGCAGCCCGGCAUCAAUGCCGCCCAGUUUCCAAAGAGCCGACUAAAUGUGCGGAUCCUCGAUAUUGCUUCGACCUUCAUGCAGAAGGGCGACGAUGAUAAUCUCAAUCCCCAGUCAUCCUUCCCUAACACUAUUGCCGCAUAUGACUCUAGUACACCGAGAACCUCUCCUCUUGAAGCGGUAGUUACAGGACUAGGAAGAGGACAAUUCACUGAGGGCGAAUGUCAGCAACGCUGCCAUGUAAAUCACAAUCAGUGUCGUAAGGAUCAUUGGCCGUACCAAGAAAAGCAGUGCCUGGAGCAGUUCAACGCUUGUCAAGACACCUGUGGGCAGUUUUCGAAAACCAUCCCGUCACCCACGUUAGCCUCGCCUUCGUUCCAACCUCACUGGACAUGGGAUGGUAUCACGCGUGGUAUUCGAGAGACUGGCAAGCCUGCCUAUCUGGUAGAAUAA
Verruconis gallopava is the source of this 525-nucleotide messenger RNA. RefSeq lists its product as uncharacterized. Bases 1 to 525 code for a protein of 174 amino acids. The transcript has a single exon. NCBI's taxonomy places the organism in Eukaryota, Fungi, Ascomycota, Dothideomycetes, Venturiales, Sympoventuriaceae. The record is from RefSeq and is a predicted model, not a curated record.